Messenger RNA from Alternaria conjuncta, 1905 nucleotides. RefSeq lists its product as uncharacterized. Gene Ontology annotation, biological process: transmembrane transport; oligopeptide transport. The record is from RefSeq and is a predicted model, not a curated record. Gene Ontology annotation, cellular component: membrane. Gene Ontology annotation, molecular function: dipeptide transmembrane transporter activity. The transcript is spliced from 3 exons. Lineage: Eukaryota; Fungi; Ascomycota; Dothideomycetes; Pleosporales; Pleosporaceae. Bases 1 to 1905 code for a protein of 634 amino acids.
AUGUCGGCUAACGCUGGCUCCAACGCCGUGGACAUGGCCAUGUCCAACGAGCCCAACAAGGCUGCUAUGCCUUUGUACGAGAUCGACGAGAAGCGUGCUCUUUCGGACGAUCACACACCGUCGACUCUCAGCCACCAGCCUCAUGGCGCUGAUGUCUUCGAGGCCGACUUGGAAGGCGAAGAGCCUACGGAAGAUGAGUUGAAGACACUCCGCCGUGUAUCUGGAAAGAUUCCGUGGACUGCCUUCACCAUCGCCUUCGUCGAGCUUUGCGAGCGCUUUGGUUACUACGGAUGUCAGGUUUUGUACACCAACUUCAUUCAACAGGACCUGCCCGUGAUUGAUGGUGUUCCACAAACCACUGGCAAGGACCCUCGCUCAGAGGGUCAACCAGGCGCGUUGGGCAUGGGACAGCGUGCAUCCUUCGGUAUCGGUCAAUUCAACUCUUUCUGGGCAUACAGCACACCCAUUAUCGGUGCCAUUAUCGCCGACGAGUACCUUGGUCGCUUCAACACCAUCUUCAUCGCCAUCGCCUUCUCUAUCCUGGGUCACAUUCUGCUCAUCAUCUCCGCCAUUCCCGCUGUACUCACCAGCGGCAAUGCCAUCGGUCCUUUCAUCCUUGGUGUCAUCACCCUUGGGUUCGGUACCGGAGCUUUCAAGGCCAACAUCUCCCCCUUGAUCGCUGAACAAUACCGCCAAACCAAGCCCCGUGUCAUCAAGGACCCCAAGACUGGCGAGCGCGUCAUCUCUGACCCCAACAUCACGCUCUCUCGUAUCUUCUUGUACUUCUACAUGUUCAUCAACAUCGGCUCUCUGACUGGACAAAUCUCCAUGGUCUACGUUGAGAAGUACGUCGGCUUCUGGUGUGCGUGGCUGCUACCCACCAUCAUGUUCUGUUUCUGCCCCGUCGUCCUUUGGGUCUGCAGGAACAAGUACAUCCGCACUCCCCCCACUGGUUCCGUCCUCAUCCGCGCCUUCAAGGUCUUGAAGCUCGCCACCAAGGGCAAGUGGUCUCUCAACCCUGCGACUACGCGCAAGAACUUCAAGAGCGAGCGGUUCUGGGAGGACGUCAAGCCCAGCCACCUCGGUGCCAACAAGCCAUCCUGGAUGCAAUUUGACGACGCUUGGGUUGACCAGGUUGCUCGUGGCCUGCGCGCGUGCUCUUGCUUCACCUGGAUUCCUCUUUACUGGUUGAGCUACAACCAGAUGAACAACAACCUCACGUCGCAGGCCGCCACCAUGACCCGUAACGGUGUUCCCAACGAUGUCAUCACCAACCUCAACCCCAUCUCCCUGGUCAUCUUCAUUCCCAUCGUUGACAACUUCCUCUACCCCGCUCUCCGCAAGGCAAACAUCCGCUUCACUCCCAUCAAGCGCAUUGCUUUCGGUUUCAUCCUCGCAUCUUUCGCCAUGGUCUCUGCUGCCGUUAUCCAGCACUACAUCUACGCCGAGGGCCCUUGCGGCGAAUACAUGAACAGCUGCGACGAUCCAGCCCCGAUCAACGUCUGGACCCAAGCCGUGCCCUACAUGCUUGUCGGUUUCUCUGAGAUCUUCACGUCGAUUACUGGACUCGAGUUUGCGUUCACAAAGGCACCCAAGAACAUGCGUUCGCUGGUUACUUCGUACUGGCAUUUUAUGUCUGCCUUUUCCAACGCGCUUGGUCAGGCGUUUGUGUCGCUGUCCGAAGAUCCGUUGUUGGUCUGGAACUACACGACUGUUGCUAUCCUGGCGUUCAUCGGUGGCAUCCUCUUCUGGUUCCAUCAGCGCAAGACGGACAAGCAGGAGGAUAUUCUUAACAUGCUUCCGGACUCCAACUACAUGGGCAAGGACCGAAGGCAUAGUGUUGCUGGUGCUGAGGAGGCUAUCGCUGGCCACAACGUUGAGGCGCAUGUUCGUACCCAGGGUUAA